Messenger RNA from Wasmannia auropunctata (little fire ant), 1315 nucleotides. RefSeq names its product sugar phosphate exchanger 2-like (gene MFS16). The transcript is spliced from 4 exons. Lineage: Eukaryota; Metazoa; Arthropoda; Insecta; Hymenoptera; Formicidae. The record is from RefSeq and is a predicted model, not a curated record. Gene Ontology annotation, biological process: transmembrane transport. Bases 213 to 902 code for a protein of 229 amino acids. Gene Ontology annotation, molecular function: transmembrane transporter activity.
UUCACAUAAUUUUUAAACCACGCAAAAAUAUGCUGAGCAGCAAUACUAUAAAAUUGCUAUAAACUAAAAUUACUUAUAAAUAUUACUAUAAAAUUUUUAAUAAAUCACAACUGUCUUCUUCUUAACGUGUCUAGUUAUUGCUAUUAAUACUAAUAUUCAAUGUAAUUUGUGUUUAAAAGAAUGUGGCAAGUGGACGCUCGGAGACCAGCCCGAUGCUGCCUGGACAUCGACGUGAUCACGAUACAUCUCAUAAUAGCGCGAUCGACUUCAUAGGAGCCAUAAAGAUACCGGGUGUCAUCGAAUAUUCCUUGUCGCUGUUCUUCGCGAAGCUCGUUAGUUAUACAUUCCUCUACUGGUUACCAUUGUACAUCGCGGCUUCAACUACAUACGGCGCAACUAUGAGCGCGGAUCUGUCGACUCUGUUCGACGUGGGUGGUAUAGCAGGCGCUAUAGCAGCUGGAGUUAUUUCCGAUUAUAGCGGCAUGAGCGCGUUAACAUGCGCCGCGAUGUUUGGACUUGCAUUUCCCGCAUUAUUUAUAUACGACGCCAUUGGAAAUAUCAACCUAGGCGCCAAUAUAGUAUUACUAUUAAUAGGGGGACUAUUAGUAAACGGUCCCUACGCAUUGAUAACGACCGCCGUGUCGGCCGAACUGGGAACUCAUUCUAGCUUAGGAGAAAAUUCGAAGGCCUUAGCUACAGUGACUGCCAUUAUCGAUGGAACUGGUAGUAUCGGGGCCGCGAUUGGCCCGUUGUUGGCAGGUGUAGUGUCUCGAUGGGGUGGAUGGCACAAUGUGUUUUACAUGCUCAUGUGUGCGGAUUUAUUUGCUCUACUGCUUCUUUCCAGAUUAGUUUACAAAGAUAUAAGAUCGUAUAUACAAAGACGAAGGGUUAUUCACAUUUAGAAGAUUUUGCAUAGCAAAAUUCGCAAAUUGUUGCGUAUAGAUGCGGAAGUAUGUGAUUUUUUGUGUUCAGAUCUGCGUAUUUAUAAUUUCGCUCGUGUCUCCUUAAAAAGUGUGGCAUUUCCGAACGAAUUCACGAUCAAUGUACGAGGGAUUUGAAUGUAACGGAAAUAGUAUAUUUUGAAGAGUAUUUUUUAUCAUAACUGCUACACGCAUUUAAACUCAAAAUAAUUUUAAACGGAGAGAAAAUAAUAGCGUUGCUAUUUUAAAUAUUUUUCGAGAUCGAUACUUUUUAAUCGUGUAUGUAUACAACAUGUAAAAAAAUGUUAUUUUUUUAUUAUGCUAAAUAUCAGAUGUUACCAUGUGAACUUACAAUUAUAUCAUGACAUAAAUAUAUUACAAAGUUUAAUAUACAA